Molecule: messenger RNA, 2426 nt
Organism: Argiope bruennichi
Lineage: Eukaryota; Metazoa; Arthropoda; Arachnida; Araneae; Araneidae
Product: zinc finger protein 239-like
Exons: 2
Coding region: 418-1470 (350 amino acids)
Biological process (GO): regulation of transcription by RNA polymerase II
Molecular function (GO): DNA-binding transcription factor activity; RNA polymerase II cis-regulatory region sequence-specific DNA binding
Source: RefSeq, a predicted model, not a curated record
UGAACGUUCGUUCUCUAAUCGAUUACCGUUUCGGAGCCAUCCUCUGAAUAAUGAAAAAUAAAAUAGCCUUCUACAUCAUAAGUAAACAAAUGGGAAAUCUAUGUAUUCGACAUUCAAACAUUAUAAUACAAGUGCUCAGUUACUCGCUGAGCAUUUUAUAACGUCGAAAGAAAGGAAUAUUUACAAUUUUAAAUUUAACAGAUAAAGAAUUGAUAACUCUUUAUUUACAAAAGGCUCACGAAAGUGAUCAGAGAAGAUAUCUUCCGAGAACGGCAAGAUAAAAUGAGGGACAAAGUUUUAAUUUAAAUAUUUUGUAUCACUGCACAAUACAUGAACAAAUAAAAAGCAGUUUAUAUAAUUCAUCUAUCCACCAUUCCAACUGAAUUUUGAGAAAGAAACAAGUGUGAAUGGCUCAAGAUGGCAGGCUCUGUCAAGGGUGAUGAAACAAAUUUGAUUGAUGAUCUGUGUGUUAAAGACAUUAACAGUGAAAUAAAUUCCCUAAAAGAGAUUCCCACAGUUGAAGAAAAAUUCAUAUGUGAUAUCUGUGGUAAAUCAUUUUCUAAAAUUACUAAUUUUAAUUAUCAUUAUCGAACUCAUACAAAUGAAAAACCAUUUUCUUGUCAUCUAUGCAGUAAAAAAUAUUCUCAAAAAACUGCUUUGAAUUAUCAUAUUUUUGUUCAUUUAAAUGAAAAACCCUUUUCUUGUGAUAUAUGUGGUAAAAAUUUUUCUCGAAAACCAAGUUUAAAAUAUCAUUAUAGAACUCAUACCAAUGAAAAACCCUAUUCUUGUGAAGUAUGCAGUAAAAAAUUUACUUGCAACAGUCAUUUAAUUGGACAUUCACGAACCCAUACAAAGGAGAAACCUUAUUCUUGUGAUUUGUGCAGUAAAACAUUUCGUCGUAAAACUUAUUUAACUGCACAUUUAGCUCUUCAUAAAAAUGAAAAACCUUAUUCUUGUGAAAUAUGCAGUAAAAGUUUUUCUCAGAAAUUUCGUUUAAAUUACCAUCGCCGAAUUCAUACCAAUGAAAAAACUUUUGUGUGUGAAAUAUGCUGUCGAGGAUUUAUGGAGAAAAAUCAUUUAAAGAAUCAUCUUCGUAUUCAUACAAAAGAAAAACCCUAUUCUUGUGAUGUGUGCAAUAAGAGAUUUACACAAAAAUCUGCUUUAAAUUUUCAUUAUACAACUCAUACCAAUGAAAAACCUUACAACUGUGAAAUAUGCAGUAAAAAAUUUUCUCUUAAAAGUCAUUUAAGUUUGCAUUUACUUACUCAUACAAAUGAAAAGCCCUAUUCUUGUGAUAUAUGCAAUAAAGGAUUUUCUCAUAAAAGUAAUUACAAUAGACAUUUAGUUACUCAUUCAGAUGAGAAACCCUAUGCUUGUGAUAAAUGCAGUAAAAGUUAUUAUCAAAAAUCACAUUUAAAUCGCCAUUAUCUAAUUCAUACAAAGGAAAAGUCUAUUUCUUAUGAUCUAUGAAAUAAAAAUUUUAACCAUAAACAAAAUGUGAAUGAGCAUUAUGUAACUCAUACCAAUGAAAAUUCCUAUUUUGUGAAAAAUGUAGAAAAAUACUUUAAGUCAAUACUUUUAUACUUUAAAAAAAAAGGAAAUCUUUAGUUAGGGAUAAAUAUAAUAAGACACUAUCUAUGAAAAGUUUUUUCAAUGAGCAAUGCUAUAUUCAUAAGAGUUAAAAAAUUUCACUAGACAUUUAUUUACCAUACAUAAAUGAAUUUCCAACAUUGAACUAAACAAUAUCAUGCUGAUAAGAUGAACAAAUUUGCAUUUAGAAAUACUUGUAUAAAUAUUUAUGGUGCCCUAUUUUAAAGUUUUGAUUGUUUCGUUGUAUAGUGAUUUAAUUUUAAUAUUAAGGCAAAACAGUUUUCUUUGUACAUUUUUUUUUUUCUAUUUCAACUAAUGAUGCAAUCAAAUGGUGAAAUUAUCUAUUAUUUUUCAUAGAUCUGAAAUUGAGUAAUUAUUUUUUUAAAAAAUAUGCACUUUCACUCAUACCUCUGUGAUGAUUGAAGAUUGCAAAAUUCAUACUUCUGGCUACUUGAUACUUCUGCUUUUAUAGUGAAUGAUGGUAUGUUUUUCCUUUCUAUGAAAAUUUUGUCAUUAUAAAUUUAAAUGUUUUUGCUAUGUUGCAUUUUAAAAGAGUUUAGUUAAAGAACUUUUUGUUUCAGUAGAAUAACGUUUGAGAAAUGAUGUGUAUGAUCAUUGGUUUCCUGUCUGCCAGUCUUUGUGUAAUUUAUUAUUUAUUUAUUAUUCAUAUAUAUGUUCAUUUUUAUUUAUGGAAAUAAACUGGGACAAACUUGUUAAUAGUCAUUCUCUUUAUAUAUAUAUAUAUAUUAGUAAUAAAUGCCAAGUUAAAAGGAAAAAAAUAGUAUCAAAAUUAAACUAAAUAAAAUAAGAACCCGGCCUGAAGACUUUCUCAAAGG